ACACUAAAGUAACCUCAAAAUCAAUUUACUGCUGUCAUUUCGAUCGGCGUCUUACUGCUGUUUCAGCCAAAAUAAAUAAAUUAGACAGAAAGUUAUCUCAAUUUACUUGUUCUGUGAGCUAAUUAAUAAAUAGUGUUCAUUAGAUUUCUACCCUGUUUGAACUGCUGCACUGUAAUAAUCGAGAUUAAGUUUUUAACCAAACAUUCGUGUGUAAAUUUGUCAAAGUGUAUAAUAACAUGGUACGAGGGGUCGGUCGCGGUGGGCGGGGAAUGCCAGGUCGGGGUGGAAUGGGGCGCCCGCCCUUCAACAGACCCCGGGUGAUGAUGCUACGGCCACCGUUCGACCUUAUUUUGGCCGAACCAGCAUUUCCAAGAUGCAAACCUGCCCCUGAUGAUUCAGCCCUAACACAGGCCCUCCUUAAACGUCACACGGAGCUAUGCCCGUCUCCAGCGGAGCAGUCAGCUGUGCUCAGCCUCGUCACAAAGCUGCAGACAGUCCUGGACAAUCUGGUGGUGGCGCCGGGGGAUUUCGCCGCUUGUCAACUAGAGGAGGUGAGGCAAGUGGGCUCCUACAAGAAGGGCACCAUGAUGGCCGGCAAGAACGUGGCUGACAUCGUAGUGAUAAUGAAGACUCUACCUACUAAGGAGGCUGUGGAAGGGUUGUCCAAUAAGGUGAACGAGGAGUUGAACAAGCUGAUCCGAGCUGAAGGCACGGGCUCCGUGGUGUGCGCCUGCAACGAGCGAGGGUUCACUGUCACCGCGGCGACGGCCAGCGUCCGCGUGCUGAUCACCACUCUGCACCAGAACCUGAGGAAGCUGGAGCCGGAGGUGCACCUGGAGUACAAGGUGAUCAACAGCCACCUGGCCGCGAUACGCCACAGCCGCUGGUUCGAGGAGAACGCUCACCAUUCCACCAUCAAGGUACUGAUCCGCCUUCUGCGCGACAUGUGCGCCCGCCACACGGGACUCGAACCCCUGACCCCGUGGAUGAUCGACCUGCUCGCCCACCACUGCAUCAUGAACAACCCGGCGCGACAGGCUCUGCCUAUCAACGUCGCUUUUAGACGCGCGCUGUCGCUGAUGGCGGGCGGGCUGUCGCCACAAGUCACAAGAAUAAAAAGUAAAAUUACGCGACGCUAUCAAUCGAAAACAGCGAAAAACCUAAAUCGCGCAAGCAUAGAUUUCACGGAUUGGAGCUAUAACAGCCUCCGACACAACAUAGUUUGGUGGCGGUCGAGCCGAAUCGUCGCUAACAUUGGUAUAGAUGUAGUGAUGUGCCGCAGACGCGCGCUGUCGCUGAUGGCGGGCGGGCUGUCGCCACGAGUCACAAGAAUAAAAAAUAAAAUUACGCGACGCUAUCAAUCAAAAACAGCGAAAAACCUAAAUCGCUCAAGCAAAGAUUUCACGGAUUGGAGCUAUAACAGCCUCCGACACAACAUAGUUUGGUGGCGGUCGAGCCGAAUCGUCGCUAACAUUAGUAUAGAUACAGUGGUGUGCCGCAGACGCGCGCUGUCGCUGAUGGCGGGCGGGCUGUCGCCACGAGUCACAAGAAUAAAAAAUAAAAUUACGCGACGCUAUCAAUCGAAAACAGCGAAAAACCUAAAUCGCUAAAGAUUUCACGGAUUG
Molecule: messenger RNA, 1625 nt
Organism: Amyelois transitella
Lineage: Eukaryota; Metazoa; Arthropoda; Insecta; Lepidoptera; Pyralidae
Product: interleukin enhancer-binding factor 2 homolog
Exons: 7
Coding region: 237-1610 (457 amino acids)
Source: RefSeq, a predicted model, not a curated record